Leptosomus discolor (cuckoo roller) is the source of this 362-nucleotide messenger RNA. The record is from RefSeq and is a predicted model, not a curated record. Lineage: Eukaryota; Metazoa; Chordata; Aves; Leptosomiformes; Leptosomidae.
AUGUUACAGGCAAGGGAGGAUGUGAUCCACAUGCUGAAGACAGAAAAAACCAAACCUGAAGUUUUAGAAGCUCAUUAUGGGUCUGCAGCUCCAGAGAAUGUGCUCCGAGUGCUACACAGGGAUGCCAUUCUUGCCCAGGAAAAGUCUAUAGGGGAAGACGUCUAUGAGAAACCAAUUUCAGAGCUGGACAGACUUGAAGAAAAGCAGAAAGAGACGUAUCGGCGCAUGCUGGAACAGCUCCUGUUGGCAGAAAAGUGCCAUCGCCGCACAGUUUAUGAGCUGGAAAAUGAGAAACAUAAACAUACAGAUUACAUGAACAAGAGUGAUGACUUUACCAACCUCUUGGAGCAGGAGCGGGAGAG